CGGCAGUCCAAUUGCUACCUCCAUAUCUUCCUCGUCUCUCUGGGUACUUCCAUUUCGACCAGACUUUGGAAUCCGACCAAACAACGAAUAUCGUGCGAGGAGGGCUUGUCAUGAAGGCGAACUACAAGUUCUCCAAUCUCUGUGGGACAGUGUACAGGCAGGGAAACAUCAUUUUUACGCCAGACGGAAACUCAGUGUUGAGCCCGGUGGGCAACCGUGUGUCCGUGUUCGACCUCGUCAACAACAAGUCACAUACGUUUCCCUUCGAGAACCGCAAGAACAUCGCCGCUAUCGCUCUGAGUCCGGAUGCGAAUGUCCUGCUAAGCAUCGACGACGACGGUCGCGCGUUGCUGGUCAACUUCAAAAGGGGUGUCGUCCUUCAUCAUUUCAACUUUCACAAGGCUGUCAAAGCGCUGAAGUUUUCGCCAGACGGAAAAUAUAUCGCCGUCUCUCAUGACACCCACGUUCAAGUCUGGCGCACGCCCAACCACCUCAUCCGGGAGUUUGCCCCGUUCAACCUUCACAGGACGUAUACUGGCCACCAUGACGAGGUGUUGAGCAUCGAGUGGUCUCCGGACUCGAAAUGUUUCAUCACUACGUCCCGCGACAUGACCGCACGGCUGUUCACGCUCGAUCCCCUGGAAGGUUUCCGGCCGAAGACGUUUGCAGGACACAAGGACGCAGUCUUGAACGCGUACUUUUCUAGCGAUGCGAAAACGAUAUACACCGUCAGCCGAGAUGGCGCAGUUUUCACCUGGAGGGCCAAGCCCAGAGAAGCGGCUUCGGACGAAUCAGACGCAGACGACGACGACGACUUGCCCAUUGCAUCGACGUCGAACGGCACCGGCGCGCUCUACAACGAGAUCGCCAACACGCGAUGGGGCGUACAUAAGCGUCAUUACUUCAACCAGCCCGGCGGCACAAAGGUCGUGUGCAGCACCUACCAUCGUGCUUCAAACCUUCUAGUCGUCGGGUUCUCCACUGGUGUUUUCGGCUUGUGGGAGAUGCCUUCGUUUUCGAACAUCCACACCCUCAGCAUAUCGCAGGAGAAAAUCUCGUCGGUCGCGAUCAAUCCUUCAGGCGAGUGGCUCGCGUUUGGCGCGAAGAAGCUUGGACAGCUGCUUGUGUGGGAGUGGCAGUCCGAGUCGUACGUGCUCAAGCAGCAGGGUCAUUUCUUCGACAUGAACACGCUCGCGUACUCACCCGAUGGCCAGUACAUAGCCUCCGGAGGCGAUGACGGCAAGGUGAAGGUUUGGAAUACGACGUCCGGGUUCUGCUUCGUUACCUUCUCUGAGCACUCUGCUGCCGUCUCCGCCGUGGAGUUUACCAAACAGGGCCAAGUCCUCUUCACAGCGUCUCUCGAUGGCACCGUACGUGCGUUCGAUCUCAUUCGUUAUCGCAACUUCCGUACCUUCACAUCGCCCACGCCGGUCCAGUUCUCGUGCCUUGCGGUAGACCCGAGCGGCGAGGUAGUUGCUGCGGGUUCGACAGACUCGUUCGAGGUCUUCUUGUGGUCGGUCCAGACUGGCAAGCUGCUCGACAUCCUAACCGGGCAUGAAGGCCCUGUCAGCUCGCUAGCGUUUUCCCCUACUGGCAACUUGCUCGCGUCUGGCUCCUGGGACAAGAGUGUGCGGGUAUGGACGGUCUUUGGGCGUUCGCACGCGGUGGAGCCCUUCCAGCUGAGCGCGGACGUGCUCGCGGUCGCGUUCCGGCCUGAUGGGAAGGAGCUUGCCGCCUCCAGCCUUGACGGCCAGGUCAUGUUCUUCGACGUCGACCUUGGCAAGCAGACGAAUCUCAUUGACGGUCGACGCGAUAUAUCCGGAGGACGGAAGGCGGACGAUCGGGUCACGGCGGCCAACAGUGCUUCUGGGAAGUCCUUCAACAGCCUCGCGUACACCGCGGACGGGCAAUGCAUCAUCGCGGGCGGGAACAGCAAGUAUGUCGUGAUCUACGACGUGCGCGAAGGGGUCAUGGUGAAGAAGUUCCAGAUCUCGCAGAACCUGAGCCUGGACGGCACCGAGGAGUUCCUCGACAGCCGCAAGCUCACCGAGGCCGGCAACAUCGACCUGAUCGACGACCGCGGCGACGAGAGCGACCUCGAAGACCGGAUGGAUACUGCGUUGCCAGGCGCGCAGCACGGCGACAUGUCGAAGCGUCGGUAUCGACAAGAGGCGAGGACGAAAUGCGUGCGCUUCUCACCCACAGGCCGCGCGUGGGCUGCAGCGUCGACUGAGGGCCUCCUGAUUUACUCCGUCGACGAGUCUAUCGCAUUCGACCCGUUCGACCUCGACCUCGAUUUGACGCCGCAGUCGCUCCUCGCGACGCUUGCGCAGCGCGAGUACCUGAAGGCGCUUGUCAUGGCGUUCCGCCUGAACGAGAAGCCGCUCGUACAGACAGUGUACGAGGCCGUGCCCCGCGCGGACAUCCGGCUGCUCGUACGUAGCCUGCCGAUCGUGUACGUCGGGCCGCUGCUACGGUUCGUAGCGGAGCAUAUGGAGCGCAGCCCGCAUGUGGAGUUCGACUUGCUGUGGACGAGCGCGUUGCUUGGGGCGCAUGGGCGGCAUUUGAGGGAUCGGUCAGGGGAGUACGCGAGCGUGCUGAGGGCGCUGCAGAAGGGGCUAGGAGACUUUGAGGAGCUUAUUUCGCGACUAUGUUCGGACAAUAGCUCGACGCUGGCCUACCUGCUUGACCAGUUGAAGGUGAAGCAGGGCAAGGACGCGGACGUGGAGAUGGACGAGUCGAGCGGACAUGCUAUCAGCGCUUUCUGAAAUUAUAGAGCUCAUCAUCGGCGGAAUGGGUGAGCUGCUUGUCGAUGCGCGAUGCUUGCACGAUGCCUACUCCGCGCUGCAGGUCGUAAAAGUAGUGUAUGGCAUGGUGUAUGACAGAGGAGGUGCUGCUAUUGUGAAGAGUUGUUGAUUUAUCAUUCAACG
Messenger RNA from Dichomitus squalens LYAD-421 SS1, 2930 nucleotides. Its product is annotated as WD40 repeat-like protein. Gene Ontology annotation, biological process: ribosomal small subunit assembly; maturation of SSU-rRNA from tricistronic rRNA transcript (SSU-rRNA, 5.8S rRNA, LSU-rRNA). The record is from RefSeq and is a predicted model, not a curated record. The transcript has 8 exons. Bases 111 to 2768 code for a protein of 885 amino acids. Lineage: Eukaryota; Fungi; Basidiomycota; Agaricomycetes; Polyporales; Polyporaceae. Gene Ontology annotation, molecular function: protein binding. Gene Ontology annotation, cellular component: Pwp2p-containing subcomplex of 90S preribosome; small-subunit processome.